ACAGACGCAGACAACGUGCGGACUGUGAAGGCGGUCCUAACGAUAGGGAGCCAAAGGCUAGAACAGUUUCUUUUUGUGUGUCUGUUGUUGUGUCCAUGAAGGUCACGAGGCAUACAGAAGCCUAAGUUCAAGCUCUUUGGAAACAAGUUGCAUUUUUCAGCGUUCGCUCUGCAGUCUGCGUCCCCCCUUCACUAUAAUGGUGUCAUACAAACGGCUGAACCCAGAAGAUGUCCAGUUUUCCUCUGAACUUCUGUCUGAAGAACCUCGUGGAACUCAAGAAAAUGCAGCAGUAGCAGAGCCAGAGGGGACAUUCUUGCUCCCACACAGACCAUCGUGCUCGAUCACCAAGGCUCUUCUGGUUGUUGGUUGCCUCCUGUUGCUUCUCGUUGGAGGCUGGCUGAUUGUGACUAUGUUCUGGCUUCACAGUCCUUCCAACCAGCAGCCGCACAAACCACCAUCCCCAGCUCCACAGCCAACAUCAAGCUCCCAAACUGAACUAAAUGACACUUCAAGUGCCGCCCGGAUUGAAGCUUGCAGUGCGAUCUCAGAGCCGUGGAGGUUUGACUGUUACCCUGAAAGAGGCGUGGUUGUAACUAAAGAUAUGUGUGAGGCGAGAAACUGCUGUUUCAUCCCUGCAUCAUCAUCAUCUAAUGCUGGACAGUCGAGGAAAAAUGGUGUCCCUUGGUGUUUCUACCCUCCGGAUUUCCCAUCGUACUCACUGGUAUCAACAGAUGACACACUGAUGGGGCAGAAAGGUACUCUUGUAAAAGAGGUGAAGACUUACUACCCAGGAGACAUCCUUACUGUGGAGGUAGAAACACGGCAGGAGACAGACACUCGGUUGCAUGUCAGGAUGACCGACCCUUCAAAUCCACGUUUUGAAGUUCCUAUCUCGGUUCCAAACCCCACCAAGAAGGCGGAGAAUCCUGCAUACAUCGUGGAGCUCUCCAAGCAGCCGUUUGGCAUCACCGUGAAAAGGAGAUCUACUGGAGUUCUGCUUCUGAAUACCACUGUGGCUCCUCUCUUCUAUGCGGACCAGUUCCUUCAGUUCUCCACCGUUCUCCCUACUCAGUUCAUUUAUGGUCUGGGGGAACACCGCUCCACCUUCCUGCAUGACAUGAACUGGAACACUCUCACCAUGUGGGCCAGAGAUGUGCCCCCCAUGGAAAAAACAAAUCUUUAUGGAGUCCAUCCUUUUUAUCUUGCGAUGGAGGAAGACGGGAACGCUCAUGGUUUCUUCCUGCUGAACAGUAAUGCAAUGGAUGUGGUCCUCCAGCCUACUCCCGCUCUCACCUGGCGCACCAUCGGUGGAAUCCUGGACUUCUAUGUUUUCCUCGGUCCUGAUCCUGGAUCGGUGGUUUCGCAGUAUUUGGAAGUGAUCGGAAAUCCAGCAAUGCCUAUCUACUGGGCGUUAGGAUAUCAUCUGUGUCGCUGGGGCUACAACAGCAGUAACUCUACCUGGGAGGUUGUGAAGAGCCUGAGGAACUAUGGAAUACCUCAGGACACCCAGUGGAACGACAUCGACUACAUGGACCAGUCCAUGGACUUCACUUAUGACUCUAAAAAGUUUGAGACACUCCCGGACCUCGUCAGGGACCUUCAUGCUCAUAAUCAGACCUAUGUCAUAAUGCUGGACCCGGGCAUCAGCAGCACACAGCCUGAGGGCUCAUACUGGCCGUUUGAUGAGGGGCUGAAAAGGGGAGUUUUUAUCAAGGAUGCUGAAGGAAAAACACUUAUAGGAAAGGUGUGGCCCGGUCUGACGGCGUACCCUGACUUCUCUGAUGAAGUGACACACGACUGGUGGUUCGACAACUUGCAGAAGUUCCACAAUAAAGUGCCGUUUGAUGGAUUAUGGAUCGACAUGAAUGAGCCGUCUAACUUUCUGGAUGGGUCGACCAAUGGCUGUCCGUCAAACAGUUUGGAAAACCCUCCCUAUACUCCAGGCGUGCUGGGAGGUUUACUGCGGGCCAAAACAGUGUGUGCCACUGCUCAGCAGAAACUGUCCAUGCAUUAUAAUCUACACAGUCUCUAUGGCCUUAUGGAAGCUAAAGCCUCUGCAAGCGCUCUAAAGAAACUUUUGACGAAGAGACCGUUCGUGAUCUCUCGCUCCACCUUCCCCAGUCAGGGUUUGUAUUCUGGGCACUGGCUGGGAGACAACAGGAGCCAGUGGAAAGACCUUUACACUUCGAUUGCAGGUAUCCUGACCUUUAACCUUCUAGGUAUUCCCCUGGUGGGGGCAGACAUCUGUGGUUUUAGUGAGGAACCACAAGAAGAGCUGUGUGUCAGGUGGACACAGCUGGGGGCCUUCUAUCCCUUCACCCGAAACCACAAUUCCAUUGACAUGAAGCCUCAAGACCCGACAGCUUUCAGCCCGCUGGCACGGACAGCCAUGAAAGAGGCUCUGCUGCUGCGCUACUCUCUCUUCCCCUUCCUCUACACACUCUUUCAUCACGCACACGCACAUGGACACUCUGUUGCCCGGCCCGUAAUGUUUGAGUUCCCAAAAGAUGUCAAAACAUAUGGGAUCGAUAAACAGUUCCUGUGGGGAAGGAGUCUGUUAGUGACACCAGUUCUGGAUCCUGGAGUCGACUAUGUGGUUGGUUACUUUCCAGCAGGUCUGUGGUACGACUUCUACACGGGGGACUCCCUGCACAGCAAAGGAGAAGAAGUACGUCUCCAAGCCCCACUGGAUAAAAUCAACCUCCAUUUGCGUGAAGGCUCUGUGAUCCCAACACAGACCCCAAACCUUACCUUGUGGAUCAGCACCGGCCAGCCUCUCCAUCUAAUCUCUGCUCUGUCUGACGAGGGUUCAGCCCACGGGGAUCUGUUCUGGGAUGACGGGGAAAGCAUUGAUACCUUUGAGACCAAUCAAUACUCCUACAUUGUCUUCAGCGUUGCUCAGAACACGAUGACGUCCCAAGUUCUCAAGAGCCACCAAGAAGCCUCAUUUAUAACUGUGGGAUCCGCCUCCUUCUAUGGUGUCAGUGCAAAGCCCAGCAAAGUUCUGGUGAACUCCAAAGAUCAUCCGUUCACCUACAGAGACAGACAGGUGUUGACGGUCUCUGAUCUGAAUCUCAACCUUGUUCAGAACUUCACCAUCAGCUGGACCUAAAAACGGAUCAUUUACAUCGAUUACAUCUUACAACAGCUGUCUUUGGAUUUACCUCUGUUCAAGUGCACUAGAUCAAACAGAUGAGGUCCGGAAACCUGAUGCACCUUUUAGAAGCUGAACAACAUUUGAGCAUCAUCGGGUUUUUCAAAGCCUAAAAUGUCUAUUUUAGAAUAAAUUUCUGUUUGAGAUAAGAGCACAUAUUCCACCCAUGUCAACACUGUCCUCCCAAAAGAAAUUCUACAUUUGCGAGCUACCAUCCUGAGAAGUCAAGGUGUCAUUUGUUCUUAAAUGUAAGGAGGUAAUUGUUUAAUCUAUUUUGUGUUUAUUGUAAUCUUCAAUUAAAAAUCAAGCUUUGCAUGCUUCAAAAAGAUGAGAGCUUUGCAAAAACAUCAAAUUUUAGAUUUUAUCAAGUGUUUUCCAUUAUUUGAUGAGAACGACUGUGUGCAAUAAAUGAUGGGGUUGUGCUCCAUCCUGAAAAUGUGACAAUUCCAGGUGUAGCUGCUGCUAGCGCAGCUUGGUAAACAACGGUAGGAGUGCUUCAAGUUUGUUCUUAGUUCAUGCUUGGGUUUAAUGUGUUCUUCUUUUCACUGUAGGCCUGUUUUUAACACUGAAGACUGCACUGUGAUGAAUGAAAGUUGGUUAAUGUAACCAAUUUUUGUUUGUUUUGUGAAUAAGCCAUGCUUCUUGGUGUAGACAAUUUUUCAAAGUAGGAAGCUUCAUUCAAAUGUAUUCUUGACAAACUCCAUCUGAAAGUCAUUUGCAGCUUUAUGCAAAAUAAUUCUGUCUUACAUUGACAGCUGGCUACAAAUUAGCUGAAAAUGUUCUUGCUUUUAUUUUGUUGGGAAACAGGAAGUCCAGAGGAUUGAAAGACAAUAAUAAUCGUGUUUUUUUGUUGUUGUUGCUGUUUUUAUUUUCAAAAAAAUGUUAAAGCUUUGUGUGAUUGAGGAAUGUUUAAAUAAAGUAUUUUGCUGUGAUGUACUUGUGAUGUUCUGCCGCUAGAGGGCAGAGUUUUUUCAAAACUCUUUCCCUGCUUGCAUCAUAGGAGGGUUUUAAGUGGACCUCCGUACAGAGUUACAGAUAUCGGUGCAUGAUGUUGCUCUUCUUUGGCCCAAUGACGUCUGAAACCAUCUGGAAUCCCUUUGACCCUGCACACGUUGGGUGGCUGUUCAUUGUUCAGGUGGUCAUGUCUUUUAUUUUGGAGAGUCUACUGGUACUUGUGAUUACAACUUUAUAUAUUUUCUCAUUUGUUUUACUUUAAUGUACAUGUAGCUCUUUCCAAUACUGUAAUUAGAUUACUUCUAGAAACCAAAACUAUGUUUUAACUAACUAUCCAAGUAUUGAGUGGCUGCAUCUUGGUUUGGAUCCUCUUUACUGGUGUUUUUUAGGUUAGUUGUGUUCUGUUAAAAAGCUUUAGAAUUUUUUUUUUCCUUUUAAUGAGUAUGUAAGCAGUUUGUGUCUAAAAGAAAAAGAAAAAAAAGUUUGUAAAAA
Molecule: messenger RNA, 4600 nt
Organism: Oryzias latipes (Japanese medaka)
Lineage: Eukaryota; Metazoa; Chordata; Actinopteri; Beloniformes; Adrianichthyidae
Gene: gaa2
Product: alpha glucosidase 2
Biological process (GO): carbohydrate metabolic process
Molecular function (GO): alpha-1,4-glucosidase activity; carbohydrate binding
Source: RefSeq, a predicted model, not a curated record